Prorocentrum cordatum is the source of this 1908-nucleotide messenger RNA. The record is from the annotation of a GenBank genome assembly. NCBI's taxonomy places the organism in Eukaryota, Dinophyceae, Prorocentrales, Prorocentraceae.
GCGGCGGCGCGCGAGGCGGAGCGGGCGCCCGCCUGCGCUCGCCAUCUCUCGGGUUGCUUGGCGGACCUCGCCCGGCUCUACGGGGAGGUGGGGACGCCCGCGGGGCGCGUGCAGCAGCUGCCGGAGGAGCAAAUCCGUCUCAGCGCGGACGCGGGCUCGUUCAACGUGCACACCUACGGUUUACCGCUCACGGGCGCGUUGAUGCCAGACGGUGACGUCUACGAGGAGGAGCUCGCCAGCGAAGCCGGCGACGAUGGACCUGACAUGGCGUGGCUGACGUUCAACGACACACCAGCUCGCCAGCGGCCCGCGGGACGGGUGUACCGCUUCCGUGCCCUCCCAGCGGAGGCGGAGCUGCUGCGGCUGGAGCGCACUGCCAAGCGCGCCGCCAGGGAUGCAGAUCCUGCCGUCUCGGAGCCACUGUACUACAUACAGGACGCCGAAAUAUUGGGCUGCAGAACGACGGCCAGCUUUGGGGACGUUCCUGGCUCCUAUCACCGCGUGGCACCGCCGGCGGGCAUGAAAUGGGUUUUGGCGCAGUCAGCGACGGGCGAGACCCAGAAGGAUGACGAGAUCACACCUUGUGUCGGAGAUGCGCUGUGGAGCGAGAGUGCCCUUCAUGGCCUUUCGGCAGGCGUCAUUGUGCCCAUGGAGUUGGUGCCGACCUCCUCUAUCGCGCGCGCCACUGGCGGAGAAGAUGACGACGCCCGCCUGCUGUGUGCUUUGACGCACACGCGGGGCGGUCGGCGGCACCGAGAGCUCCGCGAGCCGGUGAGCCAGACGCAUCAGGAGACCUUAGACGACUUCCCGCUGUCGGGCGAGCGCAGUUACCAGCGGCUGUGCGAGUACAUCAUCGAGCUUGGCGGCAGUCCCGACGGCCGCCAGACCAAGUGGAUGAGCGAGAGCAGCUGCACGACAGACUCGGCGGCCGCCCGUCUCCACGACCUCCCGGGGCUCUCCAUUGAGCUCGCGCAGACGUAUGACCGGGCCGACGGCUCGAAUCUGGCCUGCAUGAAGUUGGCGGGGCGCACCUACCAGCUGGCGGGGGAGACGAGGGGCCUCGCCAAGUACACGACCGAGCAGCCCAAGAAAGAGACCGAUAUCCAGAAGCAGCGGAGGAAGUGCCUCAACCUGCUUGGGGGCUACACCACACCGCAGUGCACGCCAGAGCGCCUCUCGGACGACGUUCACGGCCUCUACCGCCCGUCAGAUGGAGGCGCCCGCUGGUCAUAUGAGCCACACCUCGUGAGCUGGCCCAACCUGGGGAACGAGCCUGGCUGGCUCGCUGACCGCUUCGGGCCUCGCGAUCGAUGCUCACUCCUUGACCUCGACCACGCCUUGGUGCUGCCGCCCCAGAGCUUUGACGCAGUCGUGGAGGAGGACGGGGGGCCUACGUUAUACAUGGGCCCUUUGCUUGAGAGGGGCCGCACGCUGUACGUAGAGUUUGCGAAGUCGGGGAUCUCCAGAGGCGUCUUCGUGCCUGGUAAAACUCGGGUCGAGGACGUGGGGGUGUUCUUCGUCGCCAAGAAGGACUCCCGUAUCAUAAUGUUUUUGGAUUGCAGGAGGAGCAACCAACGGUUUCAGCCUUCUCCGCCCGUAAGUCUCUUCUCGGCCGCGGGCUUCACGGAUCUUGAGGCGCCGCCUGGGACCUCGCUCUACUUCGCGGGGGUCGACGUGCAAAACGCCUUCUACCAGCACAAGCUGCCAGCCUACCUGCGCCCGCCCUUCUGCCUGCCCGCGGUGACCGCUGGCGAGCUGGGGAUCAGCAAGCUUGACGGCCGCCGCGCGGCGCCGUGGACACGGCUGUAUCCUCAGUUGGCCGUGGCGCCCAUGGGUUGGAACUGGGCACUCUACUUUGUGCAGCGGGCCCACGACCGCCAACAAGCAUGUGCGUACCGGCGAGGCGAG